GAGACACCGUAACCACCAUUUUCUCUUAACCCGGAAACAGAGCUUCUAGAGAGAUCGGCGAUGAAAGAUAUUUCCGGCAUUUAGUGUUAAAAAUGGAGGCUAAUUAAGCAUGCGUUAAAUGGACUUAAAAGAAGCGGAGAAGGGUUUUUAUUUCCGAUUCUGCGUUCCCCGACGCACCUGCGCCCCUUCUUUUUCCAUUCCUGCGCCGCUUUCCCAUGUAUCCCCACUUCCAACCUCUCUCUUCCUCGCUCUCUCCGCUCUUCUGCGAUGCUUUCUAUGCGAGAAACUCCGAUUUCUGAUAGAUAAAGGAAAUACAGGGAGUAGGUGACGAUCGGAUCGGAAGCGCAAGCUUCGUGAGAGAGGGAUAGAAGAAGAAGGCCUGAGAAGAGCAAGAGCAUAGCCAUAUUCCGAUCCAAGAUUUCCGCAGAGUAACCCGUAAAACGACCACAUUUAAGUGAACCUCUCCUUUAGGAUAACGGAGACCGCUGCCGUCGGAUUGGUUCUCGGUGCCGUUGGAUUGGUUCUGGCGGACGCUUUAGCUUACUGAGAAAUAAUGGAAAAGACGAGGCCGGCGCCAUCUAACGUGGAGUCAUUGUCCAAGCCCUUCACCAAGAUGUUCCGCACCCACCGCCGGCGGGACGCCACGGGCUCCGGAGGAGGCAGCGGUAUUGGUGUCGUCCCGGGCAAAGAUAAGCCAAUCAUCGAGAAGCUCAAGCUGUCGGGAAACCUCAGAGACUACUACUCCACCGUGCUCUCCGAGCAUCACAAAGACGAGGAUGAGAAGCGGCAGCACUCGCAGAAACUGUCCUCCAAUGAUAACGAGGCGAUGGAAUCCCUCCUCGCCAACCUCUUCGCCAGCAUCUCCGCCAUCAAGGCUGCCUAUGCCCAGCUCCAGGUGGCUCAAUCCCCCUACGACCCCGACUCCAUCCAGUCCGCGGACCAGGCCGUGGUCUCCGAGCUCAAGCACCUCUCCGUCCUCAAGCAGUCCUACCUCACGAACCAGCUCCAAUCCCCCGCUCCACCGGUCUCCCAGCCUGCCCUGGCGGCCCGGAUACAGGAGCAGCGCAGCCUCCUCAAGACCUACCAGAUCACCACAAAGAAGCUCGAAGCUGAGCUCCAGCACAAGGACUCCGAGAUCCUCUCCCUCCAAGCCCAGCUCCAAGCCUUGGAGAAGCAGAACCGAGCCCUCGACGCCAGGCUCCACCCGGGCCGCUCGCUCUCGGCCCUCGACAACCUCCACCUCUCCGGGCUGAACCCCACCCAUUUCCUCACCGCGCUGCGGUACACCGUGAAAUCGAUCCGCUCCUUCGUUAAGCUGAUGGUUAAGGAGAUGGAAUCAGCUGGAUGGGACCUCGACGCCGCCGCCGUAUCUAUCCAGCCUGACGUGCUUCGGCGGAAACCCAGCCACCGGAUCUUCGCCUUCGAAUCAUUCGUCUGCCAGAAAAUGUUCUCCGACUUCCAUCUCCGGGACUUCAAUCUUAGCUUCUUGGCAGACCGAUCCACCUGGGACCGGCGCCGGUUCUUUGACGAAUUCACCGAGAUCAAAUUUGUGAAAUUAAAGCAGGUUUUCGAUGGGAAAAGCCAAAAGUCGGCGUUAAGGAAGUUCCUGAGGGCGAAGUAUUUGGCCCUGGUGCACCCGAAGAUGGACCUGUCGUUCUUUGGUAACCUGGAGCAGAGGGCGCUGGUGAGCUCCGGGCGGGGGUUCCCGGAGACGGCGUUCUUCGCUGGCUUCGCGGAGAUGGCGAGGCGCGUGUGGCUCCUCCACUGCCUCUUCUUCUCGUUCGGGCCGGGGGACGGGUCCAUCUUCCAGGCCCGGCAGGGCAGCCGGUUCUCGGAGGUGUACAUGGAGAACGUGGCGGAGGAGGAGGAGGACGCGGCCGGGCUGAGGCCCACCACCGUGGGAUUCACGGUGGUCCCCGGGUUCCGGGUGGGGAUGGCGCUGAUACAGUGUAAAGUCUCUCUCUCAUUGCCCCGUGAUGCUUUUCCGCGAUAGGGUCGACAUCUUGAUGAGCCAUCGGACGGUGCUGGAGGCAUCUAAUCUUGUUCGGGAACGAAGGCCGUGACGCCAUCAGGGAUUUUGCCAAGUGGGUCCCGCGAUGCUUGUCCCGUUUGGACACAUUCGCGUGGCGGGAGUGGUUUGCUAUUAGUGGUAGACUGAUCUGAUUGUAACGGUGGGAGGACUCUCUAAACGGCUAUUAGUAAAUUGGAGACAUCAUACUGUAUAAUUUAUUUUUAAUAGUUAAAACGAGUAUUUAUUAGGUAUAUGUGGAUGAUAGUUAAUGACAGAUGGCAUAUUAAUUUA
Messenger RNA from Elaeis guineensis (African oil palm), 2302 nucleotides. RefSeq names its product protein GRAVITROPIC IN THE LIGHT 1. NCBI's taxonomy places the organism in Eukaryota, Viridiplantae, Streptophyta, Magnoliopsida, Arecales, Arecaceae. Gene Ontology annotation, biological process: negative gravitropism; response to red or far red light. The record is from RefSeq and is a predicted model, not a curated record.